AUGCCGGCGCGCCCUCGAACGUGCGUCCCGCUACCUGCCGGGCUGUUGAAACUGCAUGACAAUUCGUUCUUGACUACCGCAUAUGGCGGCGACAAGAAUCCAUUGGCGUUGAUCGUCAUCAACGGCAUAGGGCUUAUCUCGUGUUUCGACCACUUGUGGGAGAAAGCACGGUUCACAUUGUGUGCCGACGGCGGCGCCAACAAACUCUACGACUACAUCAAGAGAGACAGUGUUGCAUCAGCGAAGAACUUCGUCCCUCAGUACAUCAAGGGAGACUUGGACUCCAUUCGUCCAGAAGUUGCGUCGUACUUUCAGCUCCACGGCGCACAAGUGAUCCAGGACCCGGACCAAGAAUCAAACGAUUUGGACAAGUGCUUGACGUUGCUGCAGGCCCUCCAAGGGGACCUUGCCUCGAACGACCAAGGAGAACCCAUUAAAUUGAACGUUCUUGUUGUCGGUGCGAUGGGGGGACGCUUCGACCAAGAAAUGCAGAACGUGAACGCGCUCUUUCAAUGGCAACGAUUCCGUCCACAAAGAUUCGCCAAAUCUAAUCCUUUGUUUAUGGCUAGGUCGUCCAUCUUCCAUCGCAUGACAUUAGUUUCAGACAGCACUUCUGCAGUGCUUUUAGCCCCAGGAAAGCACUGCAUUCGCCCGAAUUUUGACGUGGAAGGCCGCAAGUGUGGUUUGAUCCCGAUCGGCGGGUCAUGCGAACGACUGACAACACACGGCCUCAAGUGGAACCUGACAAACCACAGCACUGUCUUUGGUGGCCUCGUCAGCACAUCGAACCAUGUCUUGGAUCACGAGGUGCAUGUUGAGACGUCCGACCCGCUCAUUUGGACCACCGAACUCGUCUCAUAA
This is a messenger RNA of Aphanomyces invadans, 861 nucleotides long. Its product is annotated as thiamine pyrophosphokinase. Lineage: Eukaryota; Oomycota; Saprolegniomycetes; Saprolegniales; Verrucalvaceae. The record is from RefSeq and is a predicted model, not a curated record. The coding region runs from base 1 to 861 and encodes 286 amino acids. Gene Ontology annotation, molecular function: ATP binding; thiamine diphosphokinase activity; thiamine binding. The transcript has 2 exons. Gene Ontology annotation, biological process: thiamine diphosphate biosynthetic process; thiamine metabolic process.